AGUUACCGCUUCCUGUAACAAAAUCUCUGUAACUGAAACGAUUCGCUUUGGCUAUCAGGCAGCACAGCUGUUUUUAGAGGCCGUACAGGUCAUCUAGUGGGCUUAAUCUGAGAAAACAGAGGACAGGAGAUCAGAAAACGGAGCUAUUUAUGCGUCCGUAACCCAUUAAAUACGAGCUCGCCGGUUCUGUCGGCUAACUGGCGGUGUCAGCUAACGUUGGCUCAUUAGCUUUAAUACACAUCCAGAUAUCAGUGCAGUAAGGUUAACAGAAUAGUUAUCAGUAUUUGAUUAAAGCAUUAUAUUAAAACUUCUUUUUAUGCCAUUAGCAAUAACUGACAAUAACGUCCUCAACAAGCUGCAGAAAGAUGAUGGACUUUAUAGCUGGAUGCAUAGGAGGUGUUGCUGGAGUCUUGGUUGGACACCCGUUUGACACAGUGAAGGUCAGGCUGCAGGUCCAGAGCAUCGAUAAGCCGCUUUAUCGUGGAACGUUCCACUGCUUCCAGUCCAUCGUAAGACAGGAGUCUGUGUUUGGCUUAUAUAAAGGCAUUGGAUCUCCCAUGAUGGGCCUGACAUUCAUCAAUGCCAUAGUUUUUGGUGUUCAGGGCAACGCCAUGCGUCUGCUUGGAGAGGACACUCCCGCACACCAAUUUCUGGCUGGUGCCGCCGCAGGAACCUUACAGUGCGUCAUCUGCUGCCCCAUGGAGCUCGCUAAAACCCGUAUGCAAAUGCAGGGCACCGGGCAGAAGAAGUCGUCUUCUAAGAAGGUGUACAAGAACUCCAUGGAUUGUUUGUUGCACAUCUACAGACGAGAGGGUCUGUCGGGCAUCUUCAGAGGAAUGGUCACCACGCUCGUCCGUGAAGCGCCUGGCUUCGGCGUGUAUUUCUGGAGCUACGCCAUGCUGACACAGAGCCUGGGCUGUGAGCCCAACGACAGCUUCAUGGUCCCCAAACUGAUGUUUUCCGGCGGCAUGGCCGGCAUCGCCUCGUGGAUCGUCACUUAUCCCGUAGAUGUGAUUAAAUCUCGGCUGCAGGCGGACGGGGUGGGCGGAGUCAACCAGUAUAGCAGCAUCGCAGAUUGCGUGCGAAAGAGCGUGAGGAAGGAGGGUUACAUGGUGUUCACACGAGGCCUCACCUCCACGCUGCUACGAGCCUUCCCUGUGAACGCAACCACCUUCGCUACUGUCACCCUGGUGCUGAUGUACGCCCGCGGAGAGGAGGAGGGCCUCUAACCUGUAUCUGCAGAGAUACAGGUUAGAGGCACUUUAGAAAUGCAUGAAAUGUCAAGUGAAAGACCCAUCAAUGCUCUAUGACUCUGUUACUGUAGAUCAGACAUUCCCAGCUGUGAGUCUUGGAAUAUCUCGUACAAAUAAGCACUCUUUUGAAGAAGGGAGAAUGAGAUGCAUUUUAUUUUUGUUAACUUAUGUUCCUGUUUGUAACUCCAGAAAUUAAGAAACAAACAGAAUAAAGUCACCUCUAAUGAGAUUAGAGAUAUAUAUGUAACAGAUGUGUAGCUUCUAUUCUUAUAAACUUAAAAAAAAACGCAAUCUUGAUGGUGUUUCAGGGUCGUUUGUACAGUUUGAUG
Messenger RNA from Poeciliopsis prolifica (blackstripe livebearer), 1582 nucleotides. Its product is annotated as mitochondrial basic amino acids transporter-like. Gene Ontology annotation, molecular function: high-affinity L-arginine transmembrane transporter activity. Gene Ontology annotation, biological process: mitochondrial L-ornithine transmembrane transport. The record is from RefSeq and is a predicted model, not a curated record. Gene Ontology annotation, cellular component: mitochondrion. The coding region runs from base 366 to 1229 and encodes 287 amino acids. The transcript has 4 exons. NCBI's taxonomy places the organism in Eukaryota, Metazoa, Chordata, Actinopteri, Cyprinodontiformes, Poeciliidae.